AUGAGACCUUUGACUACGGCCGAAACUGAAGUUCUGUUUGCAAAGCUUGCAAAAUAUAUUGGGAGGAAUAUUUCACAAUUGACAGACAAACCCGCAGAUCCGCACUUGUUUAGGGUACACAGGGAACGUGUUUACUAUGUACGAGAGGAGAUUGCAAAAAAGGCAGAGCACAUCCCUAGGGACAAUUUACUUGCCCUUGGGUCUUGCCUCGGAAAGUUUACCAAGACAGGCAAGUUUAAAAUGCACAUUACCGCUCUGGAUUAUAUUGCACCUUAUGCCAAGUUUAAGGUUUGGCUCAAAAGUACAGGGGAGACCACAUUUCUUUAUGGUGGACAUGUAAUCAAGGCCCAUUUGGCAAAGAUGACUGAAGACACUCCAGAGCACCAAGGCAUAAUUGUUUAUUCGAGCAAUGACAUUCCUUUAGGGUUUGCAGUAACCUCGCGAUCAUCUAUUGAUUGUUUGAAGCUUGACCCGACAGGAAUUUGCUGCUUCAACCAGGCCGAUGUAGGAGAAUAUUUGAGAAAUGAAGCUUCCCUUGUCUAA
Mitosporidium daphniae is the source of this 543-nucleotide messenger RNA. RefSeq names its product 60S ribosome subunit biogenesis protein Nip7. Gene Ontology annotation, biological process: ribosomal large subunit biogenesis; ribosome assembly. NCBI's taxonomy places the organism in Eukaryota, Fungi, Microsporidia. Gene Ontology annotation, molecular function: RNA binding. Gene Ontology annotation, cellular component: nucleolus; preribosome, large subunit precursor; nucleus. Bases 1 to 543 code for a protein of 180 amino acids. The record is from RefSeq and is a predicted model, not a curated record. The transcript is spliced from 2 exons.